This is a messenger RNA of Pelodiscus sinensis (Chinese soft-shelled turtle), 685 nucleotides long. The record is from RefSeq and is a predicted model, not a curated record. NCBI's taxonomy places the organism in Eukaryota, Metazoa, Chordata, Testudines, Trionychidae.
GCCAGGUCCCACAGCUUCCCUAGCUAUGAGAAGUAGCUGCUGGGUAGGGCUUCUUUCUUAGCUCUUUUCAGCCAUGGGGUGGGGCUGUUGGUCUUUUGGGGGCUUACUGCUGCUCUGGUUCCUGGGAUCAGCCCUGGGACAGGGGGAGUUCCGCAGGGUCAGUUUCACUGUCUUGCAGCAUGGGUAUGAGUAUGAGUGUGGUGACUAUGGGAUGCAGCUGCUGGUCUUUCCUCGGCAGGGCCGCCCUGUCCGCUUCAAAGUUGUGGAUGAGUUUGGGACGCCCUUCGAAGUUACCAACUGCUCCAUUUGUCUCCAUUGGAUCACCUCUGGCGAGCAGGGAGCAGUGAUCUUCUCGGCUGGCUAUGCUGGCUGCCAUGUGCAACAUAAGGAUGGUCGUCAUCACCUGAGGGUCCGAGUGGAGGAGCUACAGAGCACCGGGACUGUCGCCGCUGCCUAUUAUGUGAACAUGAUCUGCCCCAAGCCCACUGAACGUGACUUAAGCCCAGAGGAGACCAUGCGUGCCGUGCCGCAGCCCGGCCUGGUGCGCCCGGGGCCCGUGCCGCAGCCCGGCCUGGUGCGCCCGGGGCCCGUGCCGCAGCCCGGCCUGGUGCGCCCGGGGCCCGUGCCGCAGCCCGGCCUGGUGCGCCCGGGGCCCGUGCCGCAGCCCGGCCUGGUGCGCCCAUGA